Spirodela intermedia is the source of this 1093-nucleotide messenger RNA. Lineage: Eukaryota; Viridiplantae; Streptophyta; Magnoliopsida; Alismatales; Araceae. The record is from the annotation of a GenBank genome assembly.
AUGCCGAGAGGGAAGCUAUACGCCUUCGCUUCGCCGUUGACCAGGGCGAACACCGCCGCCGCCUCCCUGGUCGUCGUCCUCCUCCUGACCCCCCUUUUCCUCCCAGCUCUUAUCUUCUCCCUCUGUUUCCUCGCCGUCUUGUCCUCACUCCUCCUCCUCCCCGCCGCAUGCGUGGCCACCUUGGCCCUCUUCCUGUUCGCACUCCUCCGGCCGAUCCCGGCGCCGCCGCCGCUCCGGCGGUGGCUCUCCCUCGCCUCCCCCCUGCCCUCGCCGUGCCUUGACGGCGGCGGCAGCGACCCGGAGCUCAUCGAGCACCACUGGUCGGAGUCCAAGGGGGAGGAGGAGGAGGAGAGGGCGGAGGCUGCCUUACGUGGGCUGGCAGCCAACGUUGACUUAUCCUUCUGGCAGAUCUACAUCGUCAGACGUGGGCACGGUGAGCCGAGGAAGGAAAGAGUAAUCUCUCUCUCUCUCUCUCUCUCUCUCUCUCUCUCUCUCUCUCUCUUCCUUCCCGUACAUGCAGUUCUUUUCUCAUUUCCCGGAUUUGUUUGCAGUUCUACGAACUCUUGUCCUUCUGGAAGAAGAAAGAGGGAGGAAAGGAAUGAAGACACUACAACUUGGACCCUUGGCCUGUUGGAAUUUAUUUCUCCUGUUUAUGGUGCUUCUCGUCGGGUAGAGAGAGAGAGAGAGAGAGAGCUCAACAGAGGUGUGGGGGUGUUUAUAAAUAAAUACAGUGGCCAUUUUCUUGCUGGCUUCCAUUCCACUAAACAGAGGUGUCCACAAUUUCGCCACCGCCGCCGCCGGCGACGAUGGCGGCGCUCCUGCGUCGUGCGGCCACACGUCCUCGUGUCCUCCCUGUACUCCAAAACGUGACCCGCUGACUGUCCUGGAAUAUUUUUCCGUGUCUGUAGAGUCCCAGAGUAUUGACUUUUGUAUGACCUGCCACCUCAUGGGUGGGAAUCAUUUCCCCUAUAAAGGAGACUUUCCCUGUGAAAACCAGUUCCCCUUUUGUGAAGCUGGAAUCUUUGCUGAUGUAGUGAUCUUCGACCGAGUGCGUUAUCCCAGGUUGCUGACCACCACGACAGGCGCUGCCUAG